AUGACGCCGGUGGUCUACGAUCUGACGGGGAAAUGCCAGGUAAUGGAAUGGGGCCAGGAUGCAACGGAAUUGUUGGGCCUUCCGCGAGACCAUUAUUCAGUGCACAUCAGUGAUCGGGUGGGAGUCCUCAUCGAUUUCGAGGAUCCGACGGCACCGAAAGGGCUUCGCAUGCACCUGUGGGUUGAGCAAGUUGGUUGCGUGCUGCCGCCCUCACAGCCAUAUGACAUCCACAAAAUGGUCGCCGCACCCGUUGAUCAACUCGGAUUGAAAACCUUGAUCAAGGUCAACGAACACCUCACGCGUCAUCAUUGCACCGAUGUCAUCAAAAUGAAGAUAAAGAAAACCGUAUGCCUCCGCGUCCCGUUAAUCAUGGCGACCGAGCGCGAGAUUGAAGUGCUGCAGGUCAUCGUGAAAGGCGAUUCUGAAUUCGAUUGGCCGGGUGGGAGCAGGCGUUUGCAGAAGACUGUUCGGCCAGAAGCGCCGAUCGCGAACCGGUUCGGCUUCCCAGUUGAAUCGCGCGUGCGACAGAUUUACGUCCCCGAUCGGGACGGACCCCCGGACGAAUGCGUGAUUUACUUCAUUUUGGAUGCGACUCCUGAUCGGAAGACGAUAAAAGUUGGGUAUGUGUCUAAUAAGUGGCUAAAUUUGAUG
Molecule: messenger RNA, 651 nt
Organism: Mesorhabditis spiculigera
Lineage: Eukaryota; Metazoa; Nematoda; Chromadorea; Rhabditida; Rhabditidae
Source: the annotation of a GenBank genome assembly